CGAGCCGGAAGCGUCUGCAAAGCGUUGGCGGCGGCGGCGACGGCACACGUGGUGACGUGCGAAGGGGGUGAGGCGCGAGCAGCAGCCUCGGCGGCAGUGCCUCCGGGACGCUCGUGGAGGUGGGUGUCUCGGAACUGCUGGGCGCAGUCUCUCCGCCUGCCGUCUCCUCGUGGCCGUGCCAGCGGGCGGGCGAGCGAGCGAGUCCCCGAGCCCUCGCUGGCGCUCCCCUCUCCUCGCACCCUCCGCGGACUGGCCGCGCGUCCUCUCGCUCGCUCGCGUCCCCCCUCCGCGGCCUCGAGGCGCUUUCCGUUGGGCCUGUUCCCGCCCGCUUCCUGCUGCUCCCCAUCGAAGCUCCAGAGAUGAGUAUUUCCAUCUCUUCAGAGAUGAACCAGAUUAUGAUACAUGAUUAUCACAGAAGAAACUCAUGUCUAUAGCUUUUAAGGACUUGAUUACAUCAUUCCAAGCCUGAUAGUUUUGGAAUCACCAUUAGAGUUUAAGACACCUCUGUUCUCUUCCAUCACCUGUCUUCAUACCUCAACGAAGUGCUAAGUUUGAACAUUCCUUUGUCCUUGGAUUAUUUAAGACAUCCCAGAAAUACAUUUCUUACCAGUAUAGUAGCCAAAUUUAUAAGAAAAAAUGAUUCCCAAUGGAUAUUUAAUGUUUGAAGACGAAAAUUUCAUUGAGUCUUCUGUUGCCAAAUUAAACGCCCUGAGGAAAAGUGGCCAGUUCUGUGAUGUUCGACUUCAGGUCUGUGGCCAUGAGAUGUUAGCACACAGAGCGGUCCUGGCUUGCUGCAGUCCCUAUUUAUUUGAAAUCUUUAAUAGUGACAGUGAUCCUCAUAGAGUUUCUCAUGUUAAAUUCGAUGAUCUCAACCCAGAAGCUGUUGAAGUCUUGUUGAAUUAUGCCUACACUGCACAGUUGAAAGCUGAUAAGGAAUUAGUGAAAGAUGUUUAUUCUGCAGCCAAAAAGCUAAAGAUGGACCGAGUAAAACAGGUUUGUGGCGAUUAUUUACUGUCUAGAAUGGAUGUUACCAGUUGCAUCUCCUACCGGAACUUUGCAAGUUGUAUGGGAGACUCCCGUUUGUUGAAUAAGGUUGAUGCUUAUAUUCAGGAGCAUUUGUUACAAAUUUCAGAAGAGGAAGAGUUUCUUAAACUUCCACGGCUAAAGUUGGAGGUAAUGCUUGAAGAUAAUGUUUGCUUGCCCAGCAAUGGCAAACUGUAUACAAAGGUAAUCAACUGGGUGCAGCGUAGCAUCUGGGAGAAUGGAGACAGUCUGGAAGAGCUGAUGGAAGAGGUUCAAACCUUGUACUACUCAGCUGAUCACAAGCUGCUUGAUGGGAACCUACUAGAUGGACAGGCUGAGGUGUUUGGCAGUGAUGAUGACCACAUUCAGUUUGUGCAGAAAAAACCACCACGUGAGAAUGGCCAUAAGCAGAUAAGUAGCAGUUCCACUGGAUGUCUCUCUUCUCCAAAUGCCACAGUACAAAGCCCUAAGCACGAGUGGAAAAUCGUUGCUUCAGAAAAGACUUCAAAUAACACUUACUUGUGCCUGGCUGUGCUAGAUGGUGUAUUCUGUGUCAUUUUCCUUCACGGGCGAAACAGCCCACAGAGCUCCCCAACAAGUACUCCGAAACUAACUAAGAGUUUGAGCUUUGAGAUGCAGCCAGAUGAGCUGAUAGAAAAGCCCAUGUCGCCUAUGCAUUACGCACGGUCGGGUCUGGGGACAGCGGAGAUGAAUGGCAAACUCAUAGCUGCAGGUGGCUAUAACAGAGAGGAAUGUCUUCGAACAGUUGAAUGCUAUGAUCCACAUACAGAUCAUUGGUCCUUCCUUGCUCCCAUGAGAACACCAAGAGCCCGAUUUCAAAUGGCUGUACUGAUGGGCCAGCUCUAUGUGGUUGGUGGAUCGAAUGGCCACUCAGAUGACCUGAGUUGUGGAGAGAUGUAUGAUCCAAACAUAGAUGACUGGAUUCCUGUCCCAGAGCUGAGAACUAAUCGUUGUAAUGCAGGGGUGUGUGCUCUGAAUGGGAAAUUAUACAUCCUUGGUGGCUCUGAUCCAUAUGGCCAGAAAGGACUGAAAAAUUGUGAUGUUUUUGAUCCUAUAACGAAGUCAUGGACAAGCUGUGCUCCUCUAAACAUUCGUAGACACCAGUCUGCAGUCUGUGAGCUUGGUGGUUAUUUGUACAUAAUUGGAGGUGCAGAGUCUUGGAAUUGCCUGAGCACCGUAGAACGUUACAAUCCUGAAAAUAACACCUGGACUUUAAUUGCACCCAUGAAUGUGGCUAGGCGAGGAGCUGGUGUAGCUGUUCUGGAUGGAAAACUGUUUGUAGGUGGUGGCUUUGAUGGCUCUCAUGCCAUCAGCUGUGUGGAGAUGUAUGAUCCAACUAGAAAUGAAUGGAAGAUGAUGGGAAACAUGACUUCACCAAGGAGCAAUGCUGGGAUUGCAGCUGUAGGGAACACCAUUUAUGCAGUAGGAGGAUUUGAUGGCAAUGAAUUUCUGAAUACUGUAGAAGUUUAUAACCUUGAGUCAAAUGAGUGGAGCCCCUAUACAAAGAUUUUCCAGUUUUAACAAAUUUAAGAUUCUUUCAAACUAACAGGCUUAGUGAUGUAAUUGUGUUUAGUUACAGGUACAUUUGUGAAUAAGGAGGGUGGGUGGGUAUAGAGGUUGCUAACAGCAACACAGAGCUUUUGCAUAUUGCAUAUUAUUAAACAUGCUGUACAUAGUUUUUUGUGUUACUGGGAAAGGAAUGCAAAGUUGAAGGUCUGUUUUAUGUAUUUUUAGGACUACUUUGGUUAUUUUACUUUCUGGAAGUUAAUACUGUAAAAUAAACCAAGAAUUGAUUGGG
This is a messenger RNA of Molossus molossus (Pallas's mastiff bat), 2842 nucleotides long. RefSeq names its product influenza virus NS1A binding protein (gene IVNS1ABP). Lineage: Eukaryota; Metazoa; Chordata; Mammalia; Chiroptera; Molossidae. The transcript has 15 exons. Gene Ontology annotation, molecular function: protein binding. The coding region runs from base 637 to 2565 and encodes 642 amino acids. The record is from RefSeq and is a predicted model, not a curated record.